Messenger RNA from Rhagoletis zephyria (snowberry fruit fly), 531 nucleotides. RefSeq names its product ADP-ribosylation factor 6-like. NCBI's taxonomy places the organism in Eukaryota, Metazoa, Arthropoda, Insecta, Diptera, Tephritidae. The record is from RefSeq and is a predicted model, not a curated record. Gene Ontology annotation, molecular function: GTPase activity; GTP binding.
AUGGGCAAGUUUUUGUCUAAAAUCUUUGGGAGCAAGGAGAUUCGCAUCCUGAUGCUCGGUCUAGACGCCUCCGGCAAGACGACAAUUCUGUACAAAUUAAAGUCUGGCCAACCAGUCACCACCAUCCCUACCGUCGGCUUCAAUGUAGAGACUGUAACGUAUAAAAACGUUCGCUUCAGCGUCUGGGAUGUAGGCGGACAGGAUAAAAUCAGGCCACUAUGGCGGCACUACUACACCGGCACACAGGGGCUCAUAUUUGUCGUCGACUCCACUGACCGGGAUCGCAUCGACGAAGCUCGGCACGAAUUGCACAAAAUUGUAAACGAUCGUGAAAUGCGGGACGUUAUAAUUUUAGUCUUUGCAAAUAAACAGGACCUCAAUGAUGCCAUGAAACCCACUGAAAUACAAGAUAAACUCGGUUUAACGAUGAACAACUUUCGGCAACGAAACUGGUACGUCCAGCCAGCAUGUGCUCUCUCCGGUGAUGGCCUCCACGAAGGGCUGACCUGGCUAAUGUCAAAUCACAAGUGA